UUGCUGCCCGCUCACAGGCCGCGCGCGCUCAACUCCCUCAACCUGGGCAUGGUGAGUGCUUGGCUGGAGUUCAGCCGGCGGGGUGAGUCGCCGGUGGCGGCUGUGGUAGUGCGAGGCGCAGGCGGCAAGGCUUUUUGCGCGGGUGGUGAUGUGAAGGAGGUGGUCUUGCGGGCACGAGCCGGCGACUGGUCGUACGGUACCGCCUUCUUUCGUACCGAGUACGUCAACAAUGCCGCCAUCGCGCAGCUGCCAGUGCCGUACAUUGCCGUAAUCGACGGGAUCACCAUGGGUGGCGGCGUGGGGGUGUCGUACCACGGCCACUUCCGUGUCGCAACCGAGCGGACGGUCCUCGCCAUGCCCGAGUCCGGUAUCGGGCUGUUCCCGGACGUGGGCGCGUCGUUCUUCCUGCAUCGCCUGCCGGGCCACCUGGGCAGAUACAUGGGGCUGACAGGGCAGCGGCUCAUGGGUGCCGAGGUCAAGGACGCCGGCUUCGCCACCCACUUCAUUCCCUCCGCCCGCCUACCCGACCUGGACCGAGGCGUCCUGGAGCUGGGCCCUCGAGCCGCUGACCUCUCCCUGGUGGACGCGCUGCUGCGCUCCCUGGAGCCACCGCCGUCAGCGGCGGCGGCGGUGGCGGCAGCGGCAGCGGCAGCGGCAGGCACCGACAACAACAACAACAACAACAGCAGCAGCAACAGCAGCGCUCUAUUGGAGUGGAAGCUUCCGCUGAUCAAUGUCCACUUUGGCCGGCGCACCGUGGCGGAGGUGGUGGCGGGCUCUCCGCUUUCCCACGCGGUGACGUGGGAGAUGCUCCGCCGCAGCGCUGCCGGCCACAUGACCCUGCAACAGUGCCUGGAGAUGGAGUUCCUGCUGGCGAGGCGCUUCGUGGCCGGGGAGGCGGACUUCCUGGAGGGGGUGCGGGCGCUACUUAUCGACAAAGACAACAAGCCCAGGUGGCGGUACGGCAGCGUUAAAGAGGUUCCGGAGCUGGUCGUACAGCGGCUAUUUGAGCCGCUGGUUGAUGAG
This is a messenger RNA of Volvox carteri f. nagariensis, 1026 nucleotides long. RefSeq lists its product as uncharacterized. The transcript has 6 exons. Lineage: Eukaryota; Viridiplantae; Chlorophyta; Chlorophyceae; Chlamydomonadales; Volvocaceae. The annotation marks the transcript as partial. Gene Ontology annotation, molecular function: 3-hydroxyisobutyryl-CoA hydrolase activity. Gene Ontology annotation, biological process: L-valine catabolic process. The record is from RefSeq and is a predicted model, not a curated record.